Molecule: messenger RNA, 2297 nt
Organism: Benincasa hispida (wax gourd)
Lineage: Eukaryota; Viridiplantae; Streptophyta; Magnoliopsida; Cucurbitales; Cucurbitaceae
Source: RefSeq, a predicted model, not a curated record
AUUCGAGAGGGAAAUUAUAUACAAAAAAUUGCGGAAACCCUAGCCACCCAAGGGCGAAAAUUUGCCAAGUUUGCUCAGUUAUUCUCCCAACCAUUCAAUUAGGGCUACCAAGAUUGCAGUUUGAUUCAGUUUUGUAUUUGGAAGAUGGGGAGAAGAGUCAAGCAGAAGAAGUUCAAAUUCGAGGACGACGAUGACGAACUUCAGGUUGUGAAUAGUGCGGCUUCGAAGUCUGCAAAUUCGCUGAGCAGUGACGACGACGAGGCCAAUGAAGAUCUUAGCCUCAAAAUUGUCGAGAAGGCUAUGCAAUUGCGCUCCGGAAAGUUGGUUACCGAUGCCGGCGUUAAUAAGGAUGUUAAGUGUGAACAAAGUGGUAAAGGUGAUAUUGUUGGCGUUGGAGCCAUUCGACUGCUUUCAUCGACAUUGGAGGGUGCCGACGCCGACGACGGAACUGACAGAGCCAGCGCUGAUGGCAUUGCUGCUGCUUCUGAGGGGCGAGAACUAGGGAGUAAGAAGACAGUGAAGAAGAGGAAGAAGAAAGUUAAGAAGCUGGGAACCGAAGACCGCGAUAUGGUUGUCACAGAAGGUGCGAAGAUCAAGACAACUGGAAUGAUAGAUCAUGUGGAUUCAGUGGAACCAAACUCUACCGAGACAACUGAUAAUAAUGUGUUCAGGAAGCUUCUUCGUGGACCAAGAUAUUUUGAUCCUCCAGAUAGUUGGGGAACAUGCUAUAAUUGUGGUGAGGAAGGUCAUAAUGCUGUGAAUUGCACAUCAGCUAAACGGAAGAGACCAUGUUUUGUCUGUGGAAGUUUGGAGCACAAUGCAAAGAGUUGCUCAAAGGCACGAGACUGUUUUAUUUGUAAGAAAGGUGGGCAUCGUGCAAAUGACUGUCCAGAGAAGCACAGGGAUGUCUCUUCAAGCUUAAAAAUAUGUUUAAAAUGUGGAGAUUCUGGGCAUGAUAUGUUUUCUUGUCAGAAUCUUUAUCCAGAUGAUGAUCUUAAGAACAUACAAUGCUACAUUUGUAAGAAAUUUGGUCAUUUAUGUUGCGUGAAUUCCAUCAGCGGUACUUCAGUAGUUUCCUGCUAUAAAUGUGGACAGACUGGACAUACUGGUCUGUCAUGCUCGAGAUUACGUGGGGAUGCCUUUGGUGCUGUAUCACCUAGUCAAUGCUAUAGAUGUGGUGAAGAAGGGCAUUUUGCCCGUGAGUGCACAAGUUCAACCAAGCUUGCUCAGAGUGGCAAGAGGAGUCGUGAGGAAGCCUCUGGUGCCGCAUCACCUAGCCCAUGCUAUAGAUGUGGUGAAGAAGGGCACUUUGCCCGUGAGUGCACAAAUUCCACUAAGCUUGCUCAGGCUGGCAAGAGGAUUCUUGAGGAAACCUCUGGUGCUGCAUCACCUAGCUCAUGCUAUAAAUGUGGUGAACAAGGGCAUUUUGCUCGGGAGUGCACAAGUUCCACUAAGGGCGGCAAGAGGAUUAUUGAGGAAACUUCUGUUGCUGCAUCACCUAGCUUAUGCUAUAGAUGUGGUGAACUAGGGCAUUUUGCUCGUGAGUGCACAAGUUCCACCAAGGGUGGCAAGAGGAAUCGUGAGUUAUCAAAUUCAAGAUCGAAGUCACAAGUAGAAGAAACUAACCAUAUGGUGUCAAAAUCUGCACCUCAUGAUAAGAAGAAAAAGAUAAACCAUGAAGAACAAUACUCCAACCUGCCUAGUAAGUCGGGACAAACGGGUCGCUGGAUACUGGAAGGUAGUGGUUCUGGUAACUUCUUCAAUGGCACAUUUAUGAGAAAUGACUGGAAUUCUCCUGUUACACCAUCAUCUCGGUGGGGUCAUAAUUAUUAUACAGAAUAUACCGGUCAAUACGCAAACCCUCAAUUUUCCGAUCAUUAUGCAAGCCCUCAAUCUUCCGGCCACUAUGCAGGCUCUCAAUCUUUCUCUAAGAGGCACACAUUACAUCCAGGGACUCCGAUGUCAUUAGGAACCACUAGAACUCCUCAGAAUGGAUACUCGGCGUCAAGAUUUGGAGGCUUUAGCAAUGAAGGAAGGAGGAAAAGCUACGGAUGGUGGUAGAAAGUGUUAUUUGAUUUGAAUGAUUGGUAGCUGUUGGGAAAAAAAUACUGCUCGAAGAUUUGUUCUCUUCAAAGCAGAAUCUGAGAUCAUUGUAAGUUAUAUUGCUUCAUUUGUAACAGUACCAAAUUUACUUUUUUUUAGCGUAGUUUACAUGUUACCCUAUUGCUCGUUAGAGUUGCUUGUCAGGUUUCUUUUUCUGCAGUUUAUAAAUUUACACAUUUAUUAGUUUCUCUGCA